CGCACGAUCAGAUCAUCACAACAUUAUUAUUUUUUUAUGAAUUAAACUUAAUUACAUUUUUCUCCUUUUCCCGUUUAAUUAAAAUUAGUAAACAUUUUCUCGCGAAACACAAGUAAAAUUGACCUAAGGAUGAUUCCGUUUAGGAAGAAAAAGAAAAGCUUUCCUGUCAAAGUAUGCAGCUUAGAUUCACAAUUGGAGUUUAAUCUAGAGUACAACGCAACAGGUGGCGAACUAUUCGAUUUAGUAUGCAGAACAUUUGGAUUAAGAGAGGAAUGGUAUUUUGGGUUGCAGUAUGAAGAUACAAGAGGAAAUGUGUGCUGGUUAAAGAAGGAGAAGAAAGUUAUUGAUCAGAAUAUCAUUAAGGAAUCUUGUGUCUUUAUGUUCUAUGCUAAAUACUUCCCAGAAAAUGUACAAGAAGAAUUGAUACAAGAAAUUACACAGCAUCUCUUCUUCCUACAAAUUAAGCAAGCUAUUCUCUCAAUGGAAUAUUAUUGUCCACCUGAGGCAUCUGUUCUACUUGCUUCUUAUUAUGUACAGGCUAAGUACGGAGAUUACGAUGAAUUGAAUGGUGUCGAUUUAUUAAACGAAGAUUUACUUCCACAACGAGUUAUAGACCAAUACAGCAUGACUCCAGAAAUGUGGCUUCAAAGGAUUAAAACUUGGUAUGCUGAUCAUAAGCAAAUGUCAAGAGAUGAAGCUGAGAUGGAGUAUCUGAAGAUUGCACAGGACCUAGACAUGUUUGGUGUUAAUUAUUUUCCCAUAAAAAAUAAGAAAAACUCUGAAUUGUGGCUUGGAAUUACAGCUUUAGGCUUAAAUAUCUACGAAAAAGAGAAUAAGCUACAGCCACGAACCGUCUUCCAAUGGAGUGAAAUCAAAAACAUUAGUUUUGACGACAAAAAAUUCACAAUAAAACCCAUUGACAAAGCAGCACCCAAUUUUAUAUUCUACUCGACGAAACUUCGAAUGAAUAAAUUGAUUUUGGACUUAUGCAUAGGAAAUCAUGAACUAUUUAUGAGACGCAGGAAGCCAGACACAAUCGAGAUUCAGCAGAUGAAGGCACAAGCUAAGGAAGAGAAGCAAAGACGUCAAAUUGAACGGAAUAAACUUUCUAAGGAGAAACAAUUAAGGGAACAAGCAGAGCGCGAUAAAUCCUUGUUGGAAGCACGUCUGAUUGGCAUGCAGGAAGAAAUGAGAAACGCACAACUAGCACUGAGACGUUCUGAAGAAGCUGCUGAAUUGUUGGAACAGAAAAAUCGAUUAGCUGAAGAAGAAGCUCUAUUACUAAACAGGAAAGCAAUGGACGUUGAGCAGGAAAUAGCUCGUCUAAAGAAUUAUGCUCUCAAAACGGAAGAAGAAAAGAUACAUCUCGAAAGAAAGUCACGAGAAGCAGAAACAUUGACAGCACGAAUGGCUGAAGAGUCUCAAAAGAAGGCUACCGAAGCAGAAAGAUUGAAAAAUGAGCUUAUUAAUGCUCGAAUUGCUGAAAAGGAAGCGAAAGAGAAACUUUUAACUUUUUUAUCGCGUGCAACUCUCUCAUCACCGUCACCACAAUUAUCAAAUCUGUCCGUCCCAAUUCAUCAGUUAAUAACACACGAUGGUAUUUUGUCAAUAUCUUCACAAUCAUUAGAAGAUCCAGAACAAAUGUAUGAAGAUGCUUUAGAAUUAAAUUCAUACGAUUUAGCUGAAAACGAUAUUAGUGACAUAUCCCUAGAAAUAGAAAAGGAACGAAUUGAAUAUUUGGCAAAAUCCAAGCAAGUACAGAGUCAACUUAAAGGCUUACGAAGUGAAAUUGAACUACUGAAAAUAAGUGAAUCUGAAUUUGACAGAAUUAAUGCUGAACAGCUAAGACUUGGUGAAAAUAAGUAUUCAACAUUAAAGAAGGCCAUAAAGAGUUCAACGAGGCACAAAGUGGCAUUCUAUGAAGAGCUUUAAGUAUGCUGUAACAUCCGUAGUUAAUUAAAUAAGUAGCAAUAAUUAUUUGGUUUAAAAAACUUUCUUAACGUUCAAAGACAAAAUUAACUCGAUACUAUGAUGUCUGUACCUCGUAACUUGACAUGACUACACAAACAUUUUUUUUAGAUGCCUUAAUAACAAAACUUACUUCUCUGUUGACUAUUUUAUAUAAACUUUAAUAUACAUGUGCCUUUCAAGAAUUAAUUAACUCUAUUUAAUGAUCGUAAUAAAAUGAG
Chironomus riparius is the source of this 2189-nucleotide messenger RNA. NCBI's taxonomy places the organism in Eukaryota, Metazoa, Arthropoda, Insecta, Diptera, Chironomidae. The record is from the annotation of a GenBank genome assembly.